AUGUCAGAAGAAAAAACUACCUCGAUUAAAAUUGAACCACUAGAAUAUUCAGCAGAAGAUCCUCAAAAUGAAGAGGAUAUUAAAGGAAGAAAUCAAACAGGAAUUAAUGCAGGCUCCUAUAAACGUGAUCGAGAAGGAGAAAAUAUUGGAUCAGAAAUAGUUCAGGUAUGUAAGGCUGUUAAAAAUAAUAUUAAGAUAUAUAGAGCAAAAUUUUCUGAAAUAACUAGUACGUCCAUAAAUAGAGCUCUUCAGAAUUUAACAGAUAUUGAUCAGAAUGCUUCAAAUGCAGUAGAUGUUCGUCAAGAAUUAGAUCUUCGAAUAGGAGCUGCUUUUACAAGAUUUCAGACUAUGCAAUUACAAAGAAAUGUUUCAAGACAUGUAUCAAAUCAGUUAAUCAGUUAUGGUUCUUGUCAGUUUUCGACAUUAGGUUUUGUAGUUAAAAGGUUCAAGAAAAAUGAGGAUUUUAUUCAAGAAUUUUUCUGGAAAUUAAAAGUGAUUCACACCAUUAAAGAUUUGUCUGUGGAAUUUAAAUGGAAAAGAAAUCGCUUAUUCGAUGAAGCUACUUGCAUUGAUUUAUAUAACAAUUGCACAUCAAAUCCUGAAGCAGAAGUACUUAAAACUGAUGGGAAGAGAAAAACCAAAUGGAGGCCUUUACCAAUGGAUACUGUAGAAUUUGAAAAAUUAUCUUCCAAAAAAUUGAAGAUAAACGCAAAAGAAGCAAUGAAAAUAGCUGAGAAACUAUAUACCAGAGGUUUUAUUUCAUAUCCUAGAACUGAGACAAAUAUUUUUCCCAGAGACUUCAAUUUAAGUCAAUAUGUAGAAAAUCAGUGUGAUGAUUCCCGUUGGGGUGAAUUUGCAAGGAAAAUUUUGAAUAAUGGUGGGCCUAAUCCAAGACAGGGAAAUAAGUCUGACCAAGCCCAUCCUCCUAUUCAUCCAGUUAAAGCUGCAUCAGGAUUGACAGGAAAUGAAAGUCGUGUGUAUGAACUUAUUGCUCGUCAUUUUUUGGCUUGUGUUUCUGCUGAUGCUGUUGGCUUUGAGACCAGUUGUGAAAUUCAAGUAGGUGGAGAGUUUUUUUCAGCUACUGGAUUAUGUAUAUUAGAAAAAAAUUACUUAGAAGUUUAUGUGUAUGAAAAGUGGAAUUCUACAGAGAUACAUAAUUAUGAGGUAGGACAAAAGUUUACACCAACGAGUAUUCAUUUAGAUCCUGGAGUCACUACACCUCCGCCACUAUUAACAGAAGCCGAAUUAAUUGCACUGAUGGAUAAGCAUGGCAUAGGUACUGAUGCCACUCAUGCAGAACAUAUUUCAACUGUGAAAGACAGACUUUAUGUUGGAGAAGGAGAGGACAGGAGAUUGGUACCCGGUAUUCUUGGCAUGGGAUUAGUGGAAGGUUACCAAAAGGCAGGUUUGGAAAUGGCAAGACCGGAUCGCCGCGCUGCUUUGGAGGCAGAUUUAAAAUUGAUAUGUGAAGGUCGCAAAGAUCCCAAUGAAGUGCUUCGUCUACAGGUUGCUAUUUACAAAGAAGCUUUCAUUAAAAUUGUUCAAAACUAUAAUGAUUUAGAAAGAGCAGUUGUGGAUCGAUUUGAAGAUCGCGGUUUAACUAGACGUGAACCUAAAGUUCCAUAUCGGCCUGAAGGAGCAGGCCCUCCGGCGAAAUUAGAAUUUAAACCUUUUCGGAGGGACGAUGAUGACGAUGAUAGUGGAUUUGGCGGACAUGGAGGUGGUGGCGGAGGCGGUAGCGAUAACAGGCGUGGUGGUGGUGGUGGCUUCUCUAAUUAUUCAGAAACAAGAAAUUCAACAAAAAGUAAUACUUAUUCAAGUUAUCAAUCUACAUCAGGUGCAUAUUCCUCUGGUUCAUCUUCACGAGUUACCAAUGAUAAUAGAGAUAAUUCCUUUUUCCCAAAUAAAUCAGAUGACAAAACUAGAUCACAUGGUGGUGAAACUGACUUUAAUGUAAAUGAUGAUUUUGAUUGUAUGAUUACAGAUAUGGAUUGGGACGAUAACUUUAAUGAAAAUGGUAUUGUUGACAGCAGCAUACAACAGAACGAUAAUAGCAACUCAAAUUACAGCAGCACCAAAUUUACUCGUAAUUAUAAAAGUCUAAGGGCACAAACGGAAAAUAAAGACUUUUCAACUAAUCAGAAACAAACAUAUGGAGGGAACAGUUCCGGCUGGCAUCAAACUAAACAUUCUAAUAGAAAGCAAAAUGAUGAAAAAGAGGUUUUAUGCAGUGGCUGCCAAGAACCAGCUAGAAAACAGACUGUAAAAAAAGAGGGUCCAAACAAAGGCAGAAAAUUUUAUGUAUGUCCCAAACCUAUGGAACAACAGUGUAAGUUCUUUGAGUGGGCAGAAGAUGAACCUGAGCAUGAUAGCAAUGAAUCAACUAACAACUGGUCAAGUAAACCUUCAAAGUCAAGAAAGACUUCAACUACAGUUUCAAAGAGAAAAACAACUUCUAAGGCAACUGGUACAAAACCCACUUCAAAAAGAAAAUGUGGCCAAUGUCGACAGGAAGGACACACAAUUAAAAAUUGUCCAAAUAUUAGCCAUGUAUGA
This is a messenger RNA of Ctenocephalides felis (cat flea), 2556 nucleotides long. Its product is annotated as DNA topoisomerase 3-alpha-like. Gene Ontology annotation, biological process: DNA topological change. Gene Ontology annotation, molecular function: zinc ion binding; DNA binding; DNA topoisomerase type I (single strand cut, ATP-independent) activity. The record is from RefSeq and is a predicted model, not a curated record. The transcript has 17 exons. Gene Ontology annotation, cellular component: nucleus. Lineage: Eukaryota; Metazoa; Arthropoda; Insecta; Siphonaptera; Pulicidae. Bases 1 to 2556 code for a protein of 851 amino acids.